Molecule: messenger RNA, 2199 nt
Organism: Dicrocoelium dendriticum
Lineage: Eukaryota; Metazoa; Platyhelminthes; Trematoda; Plagiorchiida; Dicrocoeliidae
Source: the annotation of a GenBank genome assembly
AUGGCAGCAGACUAUUCCAAAUCGUGUAAUCGUUCACCCAAUGGUGUCAGCGCUGGGGAUUACAGGUGCUCGAGUGAUAGAAUUUCUUCGCAAGUAUCGGCUUCUUUUCGAUCUAGAUUGUCGUCCAAUGGGUCGUCGUCCACAUCCUACCCCUCAUUUGGAUACCGACAAGCAACUGUGGAAGACAGGGUUCAGAUGGCGAGCGCUAAGGUUAGCGAUUCUACGUUGCGUCUUAUUAGUCCGGCUAAACAAACAGGGAAGACGGUGGCGCACAAUCGAGCGGAAACGAAACCUUCGCUCGUCGCUUCUACCACCUCCUUCAGAUCAUCUGCAACCAGUCUUUCUUCAGUUUUACCUCCAUUGCUAGCUCCCUCUUCAAGGGCUGUUACCGUGAUCAACGCUGAUAUAUUUCACCAAGCCCAUCAUAAUCAAGGGUCGUGCGAUUCUGCCUACGCAUCUGGGAUUAACAGUUCCUCUUCCUCUUCCGCGUCAUCGCCAGCCGUUGGCGAUCUUUUGUCACCCAUGAAACCGAACUGUGGUGCCGUUAACGUUGCCAAGUCUUCUCCGGUUCGCCGAAAGAUCCAGUUUGUUCCUAUUCGUCCACAGUCACAACAACUUUAUUCAUCACGGACGCAGCCCACAAGACAGCGGUUUUUGUCCGCCACGAGUGGAUCAUGUAAUCUCGCCCUAAAUAGAAGUUCAUUUUCGGAUCAGCAGAUUCUUGUCUUUGAGGCUCCCACACACUCCGGACAAGUGCUAGACCCAACACAAGUUUCCGAAUUAGAAACACACCGUGUGCAUCGUCUGGUGGCCCCGGUUUAUGUUCGAUUGGGUCCCGACACUAACGGUUCUUCUGAAGAAGUGCUGUUAGCUUUGCCACCGGGAACGACCAUUAUUCAAACUCUAGGUGACGUGACUCAGUUGACUACGUCUAACUCUUCAGGGUUGCAACAACAAAUGACUCAUCGACGAAUUUUACAUACCCAUGCUACGAAGCCACCCACUAUAGCGGACAGUCAAAAAAUUCACACGUUACGACCCGCAAAGAGCAUCCAUGUCUCAAACAAACGUGAGGAGCCGUACACGCCUGCGACUAGUUCGGCCGACUAUUCUCCUACACCGUAUUCAUCCGGUUCCUCACCCACUUCAUCGUGGUCUCCAUUGUCUGGCGACGUAUUCCUACCGCUCUCGCAUAUGAACGUAACAGUCGCUGAACCCGAGGUCAAAUGUAAAGUGGAAGAUUUUCCUUCAUUCUAUUCCGCAUACUCCAAGGUGGAAGACACGACUUUUCAGCCGGAGUCCUCCGAUUCGACAUCAGAAUACUCUGGCCUGGACGCGGCCAACCAAUUUGAAAUAGAUACUGGUCAGUCCACAAUGGAAUUUCGGCAGCAAGGUCUAGAGUACUUAGAAUGCAACAUACACCAAACAACCAUGGGAAAUGUUGGAAAUUCCUGCGCUGCUUGGUCAUCUCCACCGAUGGGCAGAGAAAGCGAAGAGAUGCGUGGAACAGUGGGACAAAAUCGAGAGUUUGUCAAAGCUGCAUGCAAUCCAUCAAUGGCUCCACUGGCGGUAGACAUUAUCCAGUCGUUCCCAGGUGCGGCACAGUCAGAAAUGAGGCAAUCCGAUAUAGGACCGAACACAGCUACGGACGACACUGACUUCCCCAUGGCCAAUGAAGAUAAUUUUGACAGCAGUUUCGACGCCAUGAUGCGUUCUAUUGACAUUACAACUUUUCUUCCGGGAACCUUUGCCGAGAAUGAGGAUUCUAUGGAUGAUUAUGAUACACAAAACAGCGAAAGUGAGCCACGGAAUGGUUCUGUUGAGAGUGCUUCUCAGGAGCUAGUUGAAGCGGGUCAUUCAGCGGCCAUGCCCCACGAUCGUUCGUACUCGACGGAGACGGCCCCUCUCAUCGACAUAGACGAUAUGUUGACGAGUUUGGAUCAUUGCCCCCAGCUCACUCAUCGCAAGCAACGAACCACAGCUGUCACAUACCUCACUGAACAAAUUCCAUCGUAUUCCCGUUACGCGAAUGAGCCGGUGCUGGAUGGUCUUAAAUCUGUUGAUAUGCGUCACUUGAUCAACACCGGUGACGGUGCCACAGGAUACAGUCAACAUUCCCCAUUAUCCGAUCUGGAUUCACUGGACAAAUCAAGUCUUUUUGUUAUCAAACCAGAUUGGUCCCUGCGCGUCUGUGAGUGA